AACUUCAUCCAAUAUGGCGUCAUCAGCUCCAGCAUUGCUCGGGGGUUCGUUGAAGGGAAAAGUUGCCCUCAUCACAGGAGCCAGCUCAGGAAUAGGAGCCGAGACUGCUCGUCAUUUUGCUUCCCUUGGAUGCCGAUUGGCGUUGACAGGACGUAACAUGGAAACGCUUGAGGAAGUAACCAAUGAAUGUAUUAGGAGAGGGCUCGACAAAGACAAGAUUUUAAUGAUCCAAGCAGACUUUGAGCUGGAAGCUGAUGUGAAGAGAACUGCAGAAGAAACCAUACAGAAAUUCAACCAGAUUGAUGUGCUAGUCAAUAAUGCAGGAAUGUAUGCAACAAACACAGUCGAGACCGUUACUUUAGAAUGUUUUGAUAAAAUCUUUGCAGUGAAUGUGAGAGCGCCCCUCCAGCUCACCCAGCUCCUAGCGCCACAUCUGAUCAAAACUAAAGGGACUGUGGUAAAUGUAUCAAGUGUGGUGGGCAAGGUAUCGAUGACUGACAACUUAGCCUAUAGUAUGUCUAAGACAGCGUUGGAUCAUAUGACAAGGUCUAUAGCUGAAGAACUAGCGCCCCAUGGAGUUCGGGUUAACGCAGUGAACCCUGGUAUUAUUACGACUCCUCUCUUCAAGAGGUCAUUCGGGGUGACUGAUGAGGCAGUAGCUCAGUUUUUAGAGGAAAUGAAGAAGCAUCAUGCCAUGCGAAGGACCGGUACCGUAGAUGAAGUAUCCCGGACGAUAGCAUUCCUCGCAUCCAACGACUCGUCUUUCACCACGGGAGAAACCGUUGGGACUGAAGGAGGGUUGCAUCUUUUGGUUACAAAAGUUCAGAUUUAGACCUUUUUACAGAUUUUAAUUAGCCCGGUCUAUCUCUCUAUCAUAUCCUUUUGUUGUAGUGUAUCUAUAGGGUGCAAAAGAGGCAAGUCCCUUGGGCGGCACUUGACGUGGGCGGAAAAACGCAAAUGAAGGAAAGAGAGAGACGGAAAAUAAUUCUUUAAAAAAAAAUUCGCCCAACUAAAGCCAAAAUGCAUAUUCAGGCUUUUGGGCCGGCCUUACUCGUUUGGGCUUAGAAAAUUUAAUUAAGGGAGCAUAUAAUAUCUCAUUCCAUUACUGGAUAUGUUGACGAACACCAACUUCUUGCCAACUGUCAAUAUGGAUUUCGAAAACAAUACUCAACCGAAUCCCAGCUAGUCAACACCUUGGAAGAAGUCACAAGAUCCUUAGACAAGAAGAUUCAGACAGAUGUCCUGAUACUCGACUUUUCCAAGGCAUUCGACACGGUAGCACAUCAACGCUUACUGAAGAAGAUUGCACACUAUGGAAUAAGAGAUGAAACCAAUGGAUAGAUCCAGACAUAGCUUACUACACGAACACAGAGAGUAGUAAUUGAUGGGGAAGCAUCGUCUACAGUUCACGUCGACUCGGGGGUACCCCAAGGUACAGUGUUAGAGCCGCUGAUGUUCCUGCUGUACAUCAACGACAUCAGAGACAACAUAAACUCUUCCAUUAAAAGCAAUUUGAAGGAAGGAAACCAAAA
Strongylocentrotus purpuratus (purple sea urchin) is the source of this 1532-nucleotide messenger RNA. RefSeq names its product 3-oxoacyl-acyl-carrier-protein reductase-like. Bases 14 to 832 code for a protein of 272 amino acids. The record is from RefSeq and is a predicted model, not a curated record. NCBI's taxonomy places the organism in Eukaryota, Metazoa, Echinodermata, Echinoidea, Camarodonta, Strongylocentrotidae. Gene Ontology annotation, molecular function: oxidoreductase activity. The transcript is spliced from 10 exons.